GUAUAAAGAAGCGGUUAUCUCCAGUAUAAAAGCACACGUGAAGUGGUAACUUUUUCGUGUGGAUCUGAGCGUCUGAGAAGACUUGACACCCUCUUUGUCAUCUUUUACUUCUUCUGUGCUCGACAUGGUGGAUGUGAAGCAGCCCAUUCCUGGUGGUGUGCCUGGCGGUGAUGGCAAGGAUAAGUUUAUGAAGAGUCAUCAGGUUGCCUUUUACAGACGGCAGACAAAUGGCCCCAAAAUGCAGUUUGAAGCUCUUUUCCAUACUCUUGCCCUCAACGAAAAGGGCAUCCGCUUUGAACUGCUGGAACCAUUCAUGAAGAUAAAGCUGCUUGUGUGUGUUUCGCCCUGCAAAAACGACACGGUCAGGAUUGUCAUUGACGAACUGAAUCCCAUCAAAGCGCGUUACAGGGUUCAGGAUGUGCUCACCCGGGAGCCGCAAAGUGAAAUGGUGAGACUGGAGGAACAGCAGGACGACUUGGUGACAAUCUCCUGGGCCUCGGGGCUCUACAGGUGCCGCGUGUGGCGUCAACCUUUCCGUGUAGAGCUUCUGUGCGAGGACCAACCGCUGGUGACGUUCAACGCGCAAAGCAAGCUGUGGUUCGAGACUCUGCGGGAACGUCCUCAGGAGGUCAAUGAAGGGAACACUGAGCCGGAGGGAGACUGUCUUUGGAGAGAGACAUUCAGGAUCUUUGAGGACGUCAAAGCCAACGGACCCAGUAGCAUUGGGGCUGAUUUGUGUCUCCAUGGAUUCCAAGAUGCGUUUGGUAUACCUGAACAUGCUGAUAAUCUCCGCUUGGCAGACACCAGACAUAACGAACCGUACCGACUGUACAACCUGGAUGUGUUCGCCUAUGAGAUCAACAGCCAUCUGGGCGUGUACGGCAGCGUCCCACUCGUGGUGGCUCACAAGCAAGACCGAACUCUGGGAGUCUUUUGGCACAAUGCCUCGGACUCGUUUGUACAUGUCAACUAUGACCAGCAAAACGGUCUGCCGCCCCACACCGACAUCCACUGGCUGUCUGAGAGCGGCGUGAUAGACUGCAUGGUUCUGCUGGGCCCGAGUCCAGCACAGAUGUAUCGCCAGUAUGCUGAGCUGACAGGGUACCAGGCCCUCCCGCCGCUGUUCGCGCUGGGUUACCACCAUUCGCGCUGGGAUAAUGACACCCAAGACGACGUGGCAGAUGUGGACACCAAGUUUGACGAGCACCACAUCCCGUAUGAUGUCAUGUGGCUGGACAUCGAACACACGAAUGAGAAGCGCUUCUUCACUUGGAACCCCAAGCUGUUUCCUGACCCGGCCAACCUGCAGCACCAGCUGGAAAAGAAGAACAGGAAGUUGGUGGUUAUCAUUGAUCCACCUAUCAUGAUCGAUCCUGAAUGGUCGCUGUACAAGGAGGGACUGGAGGGAAAGCAUUUUGUCUUGGACAGAGACGGGCAGGUUUUCAAGGGCACUUCCUGGGCAGGCGACUCUCACUUUCCGGACUUCAGCAACCCACACACGCGGGCCUGGUACGCCCAGUGCUUAUCCUUGGAUCGAUACAAGGGCUCGACGCCAGUGUUGCAUGGGUGGGUUGACAUGAACGAGCCCACCGUGUUCUCUGGGCCCGAGUUGUCGUUGCCUAAGGAUUCGUUGCAAUAUGACGGCUGGGAACAUCGUGAUUUGCAUAAUCUGUACGGUUUUCAUCAGCAUAUGGCUACCGCGGACGGCCUUUUGACCCGCUCAGGUGGCAUGGAAAGACCUUUCGUCCUGUCUCGGGCCUUCUUCGCCGGGUCUCAGAGAUUAGGAGCGGUGUGGUCUGGAGACAACCUCGCAAUUUGGUCGUUUCUGAAGAUCUCCAUCCCCAUGUCUCUGUCCAUGUGCGUAGCGGGCCUUUCGUUUACCGGAGCCGACAUUGGCGGGUUCAUCCCGGAGCCGACCACUGAUUUGCUGAUCCGCUGGUACCAAGCGGCCUGCAUGCAGCCCUUUUUCCGAGGCCACUCGUCGAUGAACUCGGCGCGCCGGGAACCCUGGGUGUUCGAGAAGCAUGUGACCGACGCCAUCCGAGCUGUCAUCGAAGAGCGGUACCGCUUGCUGCCUUUCUGGUACACUCUCUUCUAUCGGGCUCACACUGACGGCCUGCCUGUGCUCAGGCCUCUGUGGAUAGAGUUCCCUGAGGAGAAGAGACUCUUCAACGUGGAUCACCAAUUCAUGAUCGGAGAAGCGCUGCUGGCGUAUCCCGUCACUGACCCCAACGUUUCACAACUGGAAGUUAUCUUUCCUGGAGCGGAGCAGCUUUGGUAUUACGUCAAAUCUGGGGCAGUUUACCAUGGAGGCGGGACACAGAGUUUUCCGGUUACCUUGGAAACGAUUCCGGUGUUCCAGCGAGGCGGUACGAUGGUGAUCCGCGCCAUAGAGCUGGGGACUUGUACCACUGACCUUCUGAAGAGUCCCCUCGCCAUCUUGGUGGCUCUGGACGCUCAGGGUGCCGCUAACGGUGAGGUGUACCUGGACGAUGGCCACACCUUCUCCUACCGUGACAAGGGGGAGUUCUGCCUCCGCUCCUUCCACAUGAUAGCAGGACGCCUUCAGUGCCGCGCCGCCGACAAAGUGGGGAGCUACAAGUGUGGCACAACGGUGCGCUCGGUGGAGGUCUUGGGGUUGCAAGGAGAGCCGUCGGCGGUGAAGGUCUACGCGGCGGGUUCGGCCGAGGAGUACGUCUCGGUGGAAUACGAUUACGACCCGGAGCGGCGCUCCCUGAACGUCAGGAACUUGGAGCUAAGCGUGGACAAGGACUGGGACAUCCAGAUAGGUUGACUUCCUGUCACAACAUUCACUGUAUACAGAUUGAGUUAAGUUCUACACUGCUCAAACAAUAAAUCGGGCAUUAAAAAUGAA
Messenger RNA from Syngnathus acus (greater pipefish), 2875 nucleotides. Its product is annotated as neutral alpha-glucosidase C-like. The record is from RefSeq and is a predicted model, not a curated record. Gene Ontology annotation, biological process: carbohydrate metabolic process; N-glycan processing. Gene Ontology annotation, molecular function: alpha-1,4-glucosidase activity; carbohydrate binding. Lineage: Eukaryota; Metazoa; Chordata; Actinopteri; Syngnathiformes; Syngnathidae. The coding region runs from base 125 to 2794 and encodes 889 amino acids. The transcript is spliced from 23 exons.